Messenger RNA from Patella vulgata (common limpet), 4589 nucleotides. Its product is annotated as zinc finger protein 239. Lineage: Eukaryota; Metazoa; Mollusca; Gastropoda; Patellidae. The transcript has 2 exons. The record is from RefSeq and is a predicted model, not a curated record. Bases 133 to 1224 code for a protein of 363 amino acids. Gene Ontology annotation, cellular component: nucleus.
UUUCGCCUACAAUCACGUGCCCUAGCCGUAUUUACAUCUAGCGACCUUGAAGAAAAUUGAGUUGGCCUUAACAAAUAGAUUGAGUCGUCUUUGUGUUUAUGACUAGAGUAUCAAGUCGACUGCUUUUGUAUAAUGGAAACUAAUAAUGUUAUAACACUUCACCAGUGUGUCAUAUGUGAAGAGAUUUUUCAACAAUAUGAUGAUUUAGUACAACACAAUAAGAUACAUGUUAAAGAAGAGAAAACUGAUAAUGUAGAUGAAUAUUGUCAUGUUCAAUUUAAAGAAGAGAAACAUGAUGAUAUUGAAACUGUUCAUCCCUUUAAUUUAUCUAGAGGGGAAUUUAAAUCUGAGACUAAUUUAGAAAAACACAGUGAAAUAGAUGGCAACAUACAUAUUAAUAUUAUACAACAAUCUAAAGAUGGCGGUGAUAAGUCUCAAGAUAAUAUGUGUAUUAAAAAACCUUAUAAAUGUGAUGUUUGUGGUAAAUCAUUUUAUACACAAAGCAAGUGUAAAAACCAUAUGGUAAUUCAUACAACAGAGAGACCGUUUGAAUGCAAUAUUUGUAGUAAAUCAUUUAAUCUGAGUAGUACCCUGAAGCUCCACAUGAGAAUUCAUACUGAAGAAAAACUUUAUACAUGCGAUGUUUGCGCUAAAUCGUUCAAUUUUCUGGGUGGCCUUCGUGUGCACAUGAGAAAUCAUACAGGUGAAAAACCUUAUAAGUGUGAGUUUUGUGGUAAAUUAUUUGCUCAAAAGGGGCAUCAACAGAGCCAUGUUCGAGUUCAUACGGGUGAGAAGCCAUUUAAAUGUGAUGUUUGUAGUAAAUCAUUCGGUUUUCAAGGUGCCCUUCAUCUGCACAGGCAAACUCAUACAGGUGUUAAACCUCAUAAGUGUGAUGUUUGUGGUAAACUAUUAAGCAGUAUUGGUGUUUUACAGAGACACAUCAGAACUCACACGGGUGAAAAACCUUAUAAAUGUGAUGUUUGUGAUAAAUCAUUUACUUGUAAACUCGGUCUACAAGCGCACUCGAUAACACAUACGGAGGAAAAACCAUAUAAGUGUGAUAUUUGUGAUAAAUCAUUUAAACGGAAAUCUAAUUUUGUUGUACACAUGAAAAUUCACACUGGGGAAAAAUCUUUUAUAUGUGGGGUUUGUGGGAAAUCAUUUUCAAGAACUUGUAAUCUACAAAGACACUUGGUAACGCACACAGGAGUCAAAACCUGUUAAAUGAGAUUUCUGUUUUAAGUCAUUUAUUAAGAAUUCUAGUUUUAUUCACACUGGACAAAAAUGAUUUACCAGGCCUUUUAACAAAAUGAAAUGAAAUGGGGUUUAAUGUCCUACUGUUCUGCUCCUAUACUGGGCUAAUGAAGACGGGCAUACGCCAUACAGUGUGCUAUGAGGGAAAUUUUGCUCGGGCAGCGGCACUAUCGCCUACUCUUAUAUUGAAUUCCAAAUGCCAAGGGAUCUUUUACGUGCAUUCCAAUGUAUACACGGGACCUCGGUUUUUCGUAUCAUUCGAAGGACUAGACAGCUGUCCUUGUCAGACCCUCUGUUCUGCACCACUGACAAGGGGGAACCACGUAUCUUUUUUACCCUGUGCUUGAUAACGACAAGAGGACACUUGUUGAAACGUUGCACUAUUAAAGUUGCUAGUGAUUGUUAUCCAUAAAGUUGUGUUGUGUUUUUUCAACUUUCUCGGGAUCGAACACCCGACCUCCAGGCUAGCGAGCCAGUGUCUUAACAACCUAGCCAUCGUGGCUCUCAGGCCUUUUACCUACAAAGACACAUAAAAACUCACGCAAAAAUAUGAUUUGUUAGAUCUAUAUUUCGUUUUGUUUUUUUAUACUUUCGAUGGUCUACACCUCAUGAUUAUCUGACAAGUUAUAGUGGGAGUUCACAUCAGAGGUCGUACGAGCGGCUUUUGACCCUAUGACGUCAUAUAUUGAUUAAUUAAUCGGCGUUGACGUUUCUAGUGGUUUACCCACAGUUCUGUGCAUGGUAUGCCAAGAAGUCGCUGUAACAGACUGUUUCAUUGGCUAAUCCCUCACUUGAACCAAAACGCUGGUAAUAUAACAACUCUUCCAGAUCCUAGUGUAACCAAGACAAUUAAGUAAAGCGAAAUUUUGAAACGAAAUAGAAUCUGUUUUAAUCAGCUUGAUUAGAAUUAAUAAAAUAAUGAUUUAAAAUGAUUGGCAGUUAAUGUGAUUUAAUUAAAAAAUGAAUAAUCGAAUCCUUGAUUACUAUUGUAACAAUUAGAGGUCCCAAUUUUUAUCCGAUCGUGAUGAAACUUAAGACUAUAUGUUUACAUUCCAGAUUAGGAUCACGGUGGGUAAGAUGCUGGCUCGCUAGCCUGGAGGUCGGGUGUUCGAUCCAUGCAUCGGCCAAGAAAGUUCAUCCAGAUUUUCCGGCGUGGUUUCCCCUUGUCAAUGAUGAAGGACGGAGGGCCUGACAAGGACAGCUGUCUAGUCGUUCAGAUGGGACGAAAAAACAAGGUCCUGUGUACACGUUGGCAUGCACGUAAAAGAUCCCUUGACAGUUGGAAUUCGAUAUACAUGUAAGAGUAGGCCGUAGUGCCACGGUCCAGGCAGAAUUCCCCUUAUAGUACACUGUAUGACAUAUGCCCGUCUUCUUUAGCCCAGUUCGUAGCAGAACAGCAGAACGUUACACCCCAUUUCAUUUUCAUUUCUUUCUGGAUAUGGUCCCUGAUUGUACCAAUUGUUUGUGGACACUCUACAGGUCACAAUUCUUAUCCGAUUUUGACGAUAAUUGAAAUAUAGGUUUAUCUCCAAAAGAUCUCGGUUGCUGUCGAUAUUUGCGCAUAUCGGAUCGUAACUUCCUGAAUUAUGGCCCCUGAUUGUACGAAAAAUCGCCUUUUUUAGCUUGUGGUCCCUCUGGAGGUCACAAUUAUUAUCAGAUUUUAAAAACCGUUUGAUUAUAUCACCGGUACACCAUAUUGAUGGUUGACUUCGAAAUUCGUGAAAAUCGGACCAAAACUGCCAGACAAAAUGGCCACCCCUCAUAUGCAAAUAAUGUAAAUAUAUGGUAUAUCAAGGUUGUGGACCCUCUAGAAGUCAAAAUUUUGAUCCGAUUUUGAUGAAACUUGAAAUAUAUCUUUAUAACUCAAAGAUCUUGGUUCCUGUCGAUAUUCGCACAUAUCGGAUUGUAACUUCCUGAAUCAUGGCCCUUGAUUGUUCGAAAAAUCGCUUUUUGUUUAUCUUGUUCUCUAUCCAUCUUUUGCAAAAUGUGGGUGUAUCCUGCCUGGCAGCCGCUAGUUGAUGUUGGUUUGAUUCCUCGAUACUUUUGAGAAUGAUAAACGUGCAAUUAAUUAAUAUGUGUCAUCUAUUUAUUUUUGGAUUUUGGCGGGGGACAUCAGCCUCACUGUUGGCUUGUUUAUAUUUCUCUCCACGACCGAGAUGUAACUUUAGAUUUGUUCGUGUUUAGCCAGUCUUAAAAUCGGAUGUCUUUUUGUUUCACCAACUUGAGUUUCUUCACCUUUUAGUUGGACAGGUUUUAUUCUAAUUUUUAGUAGGUUUACUGUAAUAUAUCACAAAAUGCCACAUAAACUUCUUUGCCUUCAUAUUAUUGUUUUAUUCUAAUAUUUAGUAGUUUUACUGUAAUAUAUCACAAAAUUCAACAUAAGAAAUUCUGUUAUCUGUUCAUAAAAAACAUUUUUACACAAAAGCUGGUUUUGGUUUUAUUGCAUACAGACUGGACAUAUCUUUUGCUUAUUCUACCCAUGCAGUGGACGUACCCCUUGCUCAUCCUACCUGCAGAGUGGAAUACCUUUUGCUCAUCCUACCUGCAAAGUAGAAUACCCUUUGCUUGUUCAAUCCAUAAGGUGUACAUUCUCUCCCACCAUCUUGAAAGUGGUGAAAUAAUUAGAAUGUGCUUCACAGAAUGUUCAUGUCCAUCAAUAGCCUGUUUAUUCUUUCCUAUAAUCAUCUGGAGCCACAGUGGCUAAGUGGGUAUGUCAUGUAUUGGCUUGCUAACUAAGACGUCCCGUUCCUCAGUGAGUAAGACACCAGCUCUGUAACUUAGAGGUCCUGUGUUCUAUCCUAGUGUUGACUGAUAAAGUUUGUGAUUUUCGGGUGUGAUUCCCGAUGUCAGUAAUGUAGGUUGGAAGGCCUGGCAAGAAACAAUGUAUAGUUGUUUGGAUGAGACAAAAAAUGGGGUCCCGUGUACACACUGGCGUGCAUGUUUUUUUUUUCUAAACAAUAUUUAUUCGCAGAAACUGGAUUGGAGAACAGGCAGAAGCCUAUAGACCCCUCUCCAUAAAAGUGCAAACAUAAAUAUAUAAUGAAAAGUAAAGUAAAGUAACGAUUAAAUUAUAAGAUGGCUAUAUACACGAUAUUUACAAACCACAAUCAGAAUGUUUAUAUUUCAUAAAUUUACAUACGGAAUUUUCAAAACCCUAGACAGUUGGAAUCAAAAUAAGAGUAGGCCACUGUCCAAGCAAGAUAUCCUUCAUACAUAUAGCACCAUGAAUAGCAUAAGCCCGUCUUCAUUAGCCCAGUCAGGGUAGAACAGUAGGACGUUAAAUCUUGUAUCAUUACCCCAGUCAGAUUAGAACAGUAGGACGUUAAAUCAUGUAU